Messenger RNA from Hibiscus syriacus, 471 nucleotides. Its product is annotated as protein SRC2 homolog. NCBI's taxonomy places the organism in Eukaryota, Viridiplantae, Streptophyta, Magnoliopsida, Malvales, Malvaceae. The transcript is spliced from 2 exons. The coding region runs from base 1 to 471 and encodes 156 amino acids. The record is from RefSeq and is a predicted model, not a curated record.
AUGGAGAGUAGGAUUUUAGAAAUCAAUGUUAACUCCGCCGAGGUUUUCAAUGACGUUAAUGUUUUCACUCCGACGACGGAUGCUCAUGUCGUCGUUUCAAUCAACGGUGAUCAUCGUUCUUCGGAAAGAACUCCGAUCGGCGGAGUCCGUGGUUCAAGUUGCUAUUGGAAUCACACAGUGAAAUUCAUCGGUGAGACCGCCGUCCGCAGCCUCGUAUUCCGUCUUAAUUCCGGACGUCGGCCGGAAGACUCAGACAUUGCCGCGGUUGAAAUCCCCGUCAACGAAGAACUUUUUCAUGGCUACAAUGAAAACAUGACGGUGGCUCAACCAGACGGUUAUUGGAAGCCUGUUCGACCGCCUGUAAUUAUGUAUCCGCCGACUUAUUCGAGGUAUGCAAUGGCGUAUCCGUCCCCUAAUCCAUGGUGGAGCUUUGGGUAUCCGCCGUCGUCUCAUGCCGUGGGCUAUCGUUAA